This is a messenger RNA of Sclerotinia trifoliorum, 3606 nucleotides long. The record is from the annotation of a GenBank genome assembly. Lineage: Eukaryota; Fungi; Ascomycota; Leotiomycetes; Helotiales; Sclerotiniaceae.
AAUAGAUCUAACCUAGGGAGUGAGGUGACCUGCAGUAGCUCAGCCUCGUUAUAUAUUGAGCAUUUGGUUGUCAGAUUUCAAACCCCUCAUUAUAACUCAUUAGUCAAUAAGAUCACAAGCGAGCUUCAGAAAAGAGGUCAUACUAUCGACUUGUUGGUUCCAUGUGAUGUGAUUAGAAGUUUCCACGGCUGAUGUAUGUAGCUUUGAUUGACUCAACAUCAUGGCUCUUGAAGUGAUUGGUGGGAUAGCAAGUAUUGCUCAACUAGCUGGAACCGUCUAUACGAUAUCAAAAACCCUUUACGAAGUGGGCGAAGCUCUAUCAAAUGCGCCUUCCGAUAUCAAUGAUUUAGCAAGAGACCUCGAGACCUUUUCAGAUGAACUCCAUUUAUUAUCCACACUCCUUCAUGGUAAAGAUGGACGUUAUGCCGAUCAAGUGUAUAGGCUCACGGCGAAAAUUAUUGGGGAUUGUGCCACGAUAUGUACAAAGAUUGAUCGGAUCAUUCGAAGAUUAAAAAGUGGUAAUAUGUGGGCUAAAGUGAAAUGGUUGUAUAAAGAGAAGGAGAUUAUGAAAUUAUUGGCAAGACUUCGCGACUUGAAGCUAAGUUUGAUGGGUACAUUGAGCGUGCUGAGUGCGUUAAGGGCUGAUCAUAUGAUGGAUGCUUUGGGUAUACAAAACUCCAGCUUGAUUGGAGGACAGAAAAGUCGUGAUCUAUCGGUAGAGACGCGCAAGCAAGUUGAAGAUACGAAAUUAAAACUCGCUGGACUGACGAUGAAGGAUGCUUCUCAAAGUUGCCCUGCAUCAACAACUAUGGUCCAAUCAAGCGUAUCUUUACUUUCGGGGAGCUCAAGCACAGCUUUAAGUUCAUCGGCUACUUCAGGGACAUAUAUUGGUUCUGCGGCAUCUAGAACACCUAGUACAACCAGCUUUGCAACAUCUGCAUUCAUUUCAAUGGCCGCGACACCAAAUAGGAUGCCGCCACUCCUAAAUUCAAGAGCUCUCGAGUCUGUGGAUUCGUUCCAUAGCGCCAUGUCAUCCCAGAACGAGGACGGGGAAUCUGUAAAAGUAUGGCGAAAUGAAAUGGCUCUCUCGGCUGUGAAGCACUUCAAGAUGGAAAAGAAAGAUGCUGAAGAAUGGGCGAUGCGUUUGCCAGUUCCCAGCAAAAUUCUGUCAACCACUCCUCACGCUAGAAAGUAUGGACAACUUGGAACUGCGAAUAAUAUUCAUGAGCUAGGAAACGAUGAAGAUGGUCCAUCUUCGCGGCCUAAUAGCACGCCUAUGGACUUUCAAGGUAAAGAAGACGAAGAUGAUUCUUUUGAUGGGUACUCUCCUACCAGCGUUGGAUACAGUCCUAUAGAUGGCCAUAGUCCGGAGAGUGGAGCUCUCCAGACUGAUGCCGCGCUAACAUCUGCACUCGAAAGGAAGAAAGAUCUUAGAGGGAGCAAACGUGUUAAUUUCUUCCAAUUUAAGAGCAAGUCUUUAACUGACGAUGAGUUGCCACGUAUGUGCAUGCAGGAUAUCAAUACCCAAAAUGGUAACCGAAAUGCCAUGACAAGUAGGUUAAUAUGAACAUGAACAUGCAUUUUCUCCUAGCUAAUAUCACCAGGUCCCUUUCAACAACCUCCUAUGACAGAUUACCAGACACAGCUCGCGCUUCUUGAUGAGCAGAAUAAAAAGAGAUUGGCAUUAGCACGACAGGAGCAGGAGGCUGGCCGUCAGAAACUACUGGGAAAUUACCAAUCCAGCUUAGCAAACACGGCUUUGCCGAUGAGCAUCCAUUCAGAUGAGCACGCACAAAAGGAUUAUCAGAUGCAGCUCAUGCUUCUUGAAGAACAGAACAAAAAGAGGUUGACGAUGGCACGGCAGGAGCAACAAGAUCAAAUUGAUCAUCAAAGGAAACUUCUGCUUCUGGAAGAACAGAACAAAAAAAGAUGGAUGAUGUCACAGCUGGAGCGGCAUAAUCACAAUCUGGUGCUACCAUCUUUAACUGCCCAUCCGCAAUGGCAAUGCCAGCCACCGAAAACCAUGAAACCUGACCAGCGACCUGCAACAACAACCUCAGGUGAUAAUCCAUUCGAUGGUAUCAAAAAAUUUAGUGUUGCUACAGAGGCUUUUCCUCUUAUAUCUCCUUGUGGGGACUCGACUGCAAUGCCGCCACCUUUUCAAAUGUUUCAGCAGCGUGAAGUAUCACAGCUACAUUCUCAGCCAUAUCAACAGUUUCAGUGGGAACGACAACAAAUGAACCAGCAACCAUCCCAUCAACUUCAUGAAAUUAAACAAAGUCAACAAGUCCAAAUACAACACCAAGAAUCACAACAAAGCCAUACAAGCGUCAACCAGCCUCAUUAUCAGCCUCCUAAUCUCAUGAGAAAAUCUGAAAAAUUCGUGGCUUCAGCCGCGGGUCAGCCUGCGGUGGUUUCGGGACCAGCUCCAGAAGAAGGGAAUAAUAAUCUAUCGACUCAACCAAUAUGUCAAUUUUCAGAGGGUCAAACGGCAUUCUCUCAUUGCCAAAAUGAAGCUUCAGAUCAAUGUCUGGGCGGACUUUGGUCCAGGGCUCUUACAAACGUUAAGUCGUUUGAUCAACUCAUAUACGGUAACUUGAAAAGACUUUUAGCUAGCAGAGAUUUAUUCAUUACUUCAGCUACAGGCUCGAACCCUCUUCUUAUCAAUCCAGAUUGGUCUGCAAUUCCUCACAAAGAAAGAAUUGCUUCAUACUGUCGGAUAUUUCCUCGUGCCGCCACUUCCAUUCAACGAGUACUCGAGAUUCUAGGUGUGAUGGAAGAGACAAUCGGUAUCAAAAUUGGUGCCAUUGCAUGGGCAUCCCUUCUUCUUGUCGUCGAGGUAUGUUAAAUCGUAUUUUGAAAGGAAAAUUUUUCAGCUAAUAACAUUCUCAAGGACCUAUUCCUGCCUAGAACAAAGAUAUCAAUCGAUUCCCAAAUUGAAAUCAUCGCCGAGCUUGCAGAGAUCGCUAGCAUCAUUGCUCGAUAUACCGUCAUGGAAAAUAUAUAUGCUCAAUGGAAGGGAAUGACUCUCGAAAAUAAUUAUAAAGAAUCCCUAAUUAAUUUAUCCACUCAUGUGUUGAUAUAUAUGGGGACUCUGUUUUCACGGUUUAAAGACUUCGGAAUUGAUUUGGAUAUGAAACCCUAUUUUCAUAAAAUCAUCGAAGCAGAUACUGCAUGUCGCGGAUUCACGGUCAUCUUUAGUUCUGAAGCUGGUGCGGUUGAUCAGAAACGCUCAAUUGGGGAUAUGUCUGAUGAUUCAGAUGAUUCGGAUGAUACUGUGUUGAAAGGUGACGGGGAAAUCGAAAUGAAAGAUAUACACUUGCCGGUGAAGCGUAUGAGGAUAUAGGUUUUGGAUGUGCUCUUUUUUUCCUUUUUUUGAAUGGGAGCUCGUUGGUGCGGUAUACCCUUGCCGUUAUUCUAUUUGGAAUUUGUAUUUAAUUACCUAAUAUUAGAUAAUCUACCCCUCAGCUUGAUAAUAUAUCGCAUUUGGUUCUUGAUGUUUAAUUUCCCGCUUCUGAUGUCCCUAGGUACUUGAGUCUGAUGAAUGUAUGUUGUAUGUAUAUACGCAAAGUAGCCUAGCUAGCGUUGUGCCAAUAUCUUUCUUAU